UUGUUGAGGAAUAAAUUUAACUAUAAAUUUUUUAGUUGAAACAUAAAAAUAUUAAUUGAUAAUUAUUUUAUUUUUAAUUACAAAUUUUAUAUUAAGACAAAAGUAAAAAUUUUUUAUUGUAAAAGUAAAAAGUUAAAUUUAACAUUUCACAAAAUAAAUAAAAAAGUACAAAAAUAGUAUUUAAUAGUUACUUUUAUUACUAAACAAUAUUUAUGUCUUUUUUUGAAGGACAUAUGCCUUGAUUGGACCACCAUGUUUUACCGAAUAUAUAAAUUAAAAGAACCAAAAUAUAAUAUUGUGAUCAGGCUAUAGCUAUAGCUACCUAAUAGCUACACCAGUACUUAUUAUAAUUAAUUAAAUCAAUUAUUUUUAUACAAAUAAUUUAAUAUAAUUUGUGUGUUAUUAUAGCUGUACUGUACGUUGUUAAAUUUUGUUUUCUAUAUAAACUGAGUUAUAUUUUGAGACUAAACCUUACCUUGCUCCCAAAAACACCAGCACCUAUAUCUAUAUAUAUAUAUCUAUAUCUUUAUAUAUAUAUAACUCUGCAAAAUAUGCCACCGGAAGGCCCGGAACCACCACCUCUUUGCCCUAAUAAUAAUAAUAUUAAUUGUAAUAAUAACGUUACUAUUAUUACAAAUGAUAAUAAUAAUAAUAAUAAUGUCACUUAUUUGUCCCCCAUGAAUGGAGGAAAUGAUAUUAACAGCUACUAUGAAAACUCAUCUUUUCAGAGGAUAGCUGCAAACUUUGAAUGGCUAAAGAUCAAAGAUGAAAUCAUAGAGAAAUUCAACAUUGAAAACAUUAAUAUUCUUGCAUCGAAUAAUUAUAAUAAAACAAUUAUUCGAAUAGCAGAUUUUGGAUGUGCAACAGGACCAAACACUUUCUUGAGCGUACAAAACAUUAUAGAAUCCAUUAAACAAAAAUACAAAACCCUAAAUAUUCCAAACCCUACUCAUCAUCAUGAUCAUGAAAUAACUACAAGAAAUUGGCUAGAGUUUCAAGUGUUCUUCAAUGACCUAGUCAAGAAUGAUUUCAACACCCUAUUCUCAUCUCUCCCUAAAGAUCACACUAAAGACUACUUCGCCGCAGCCGUGCCUGGCUCCUUUCGCGGCCAAUUAUUCCCAGAGGCCUCUCUCCAUUUCGCGUACACUUCUCACUCUCUCCACUGGCUCUCUGAGUUGCCCGAGGAACUGGGAGACGAGGCCUCGCCAGCCUGGAAUAAAGGGCGAAUCCACUACACUGGUGAAGGCACACCGAGUGGAGUGGUUGAAGCUUACAAAUCGCAAUUCGGUAAGGAAAUGGAGAUGUUUUUGGAAGCUAGGGCAGAAGAGCUUGUUGUUGGAGGAAUGUUGUUCAUGAUUUUUUGUGGUUCUCCUAAGGAUAUGCCUCUUUCUUCUACUGCAAAUGCUACUACAUUUGAUUUCAUGGCUUCUAUUCUCAAGGAUUUGGUUCAAGAGGGAAUGAUUGAAGAAAGUGAAGUGGACUCAUUCAACAUGCCUUUAUACAACUCAGCAAGUCCAGAAGAUAUGAAGGAUUUGGUUGAAAGAAAUGGUUGUUUCACCAUUGAAAGGUUGGAGCUUUCAAAGCCAUCUUCUUGGCUUGAUAAUAAAGAAAUGGAACAAGUAGAAGAGAUGAUACAGGUGUGGAUGAAGCACGUGCGAGCUGUAAUGGAGGGCAAUUUCAUUCAACAUUUUAAUAAUAAUAAAGCUCUACUACUUGUUGAUCAACUCUUCACACGCUUGACCAAAAUGCAUUUGGACCACUCUCACUUGCUUCAACUUUGGUGCAACCAAAAAGUUCAGCUCUUUGUUGUUUUAAAGAGGAUUCAAUAUCAAUCAUAAUUAUAUAUCUAUCCUUCAUAAUCGUAAGUCACGCUGUAGAGUUGUAAGUCGUGCUGAUUCUUGUGAGAACAUUGCUCAAGUUAUCUUUGAUCUUGAUGAUGCUUAGCUUAUAGCAGGAACCCUACUAUGUAAUGUUUGAUAAUUAAAUCAAAUAAA
This is a messenger RNA of Cannabis sativa, 1994 nucleotides long. Its product is annotated as loganic acid O-methyltransferase. The transcript has 3 exons. Gene Ontology annotation, molecular function: S-adenosylmethionine-dependent methyltransferase activity. Gene Ontology annotation, biological process: methylation. NCBI's taxonomy places the organism in Eukaryota, Viridiplantae, Streptophyta, Magnoliopsida, Rosales, Cannabaceae. The record is from RefSeq and is a predicted model, not a curated record. Bases 552 to 1838 code for a protein of 428 amino acids.